CUCACAUAUUUUUUCGACACAUUAAAAAUUUGAACAAGAAUAAACAAAGUGGCAUUUUUUGUUUUUUACGUGUUUAUUUCAACUAAACAAUUCAGAAUAGUUGAAAUAUGAUUUUGUACUUGUACGUAUGUUACUCGAUUGUUGGUCACUGCACAGUUACUUAUGCUGAUUCCGUUACAGCAAUAUUUAACCAAAUUUAUUUGAAUGCAUAUAACAACGUUAGCAAUGUUUUACCUGCUAUAGAAAAUGUUUCAAUGUUUAAUUGCAUUCACCGUUGCAUAGCAACUAAGCUUUGCAAAUCCGUAAACUAUGGCGUUAACAAAAGUGUCUGCGAACUAAUUUCAGCAACACCGCCUCAGAUUCAAAUCCGACAAGGAUGGCAGUUUAUUACAUCAAACUAUACAACUAGUUUUUCAAUGUCAUUACAAAAAAUGCCGCAACAUAGAACAACAAAAGUCAUAGCAAGAACGACAAAUUUAAUUACUACGACUUUACCAACAACUGUCGGUAUUCCAUUUGUAGAGCAAUCUUCAACGUUUAAAAAUAAUUUUACUUAUGCAUCUCGAGCAAUCGAUGGUGUAUUUGCUAAUAAUGAUAUCAAUUUUUGCGCGGUAACCACUGAAUCUUAUAGCCCUUGGUGGAAACUAACUUUACCUGAAGAAAAUAUAAUUCAUUCUGUUAAGGUUGUAACCAUUGUAAGUAUAGAAACCAAACGACUAGGAGGAUUUAAGUUAAAAAUAGGCGACGCGAGAGAAAAAUAUAUUUUGUGUGGGCAUCUGACAGGUGUGCCAUCUAGAACUUUAGUAUGCAACGUACGUGGUAAAUAUGUGUUCAUUGGAGAUAAAAAAGCAGUAGAUAAACUUAUUUUAUGUGAGGUAGAAGUGACUGAAUUAUAAAACUUUAACAAAUGAAUAAACUUGUUUUGUCUUCUUGACUUGUUUUAUUUUUUUAGUAAUUUCUGAACCUUUUGACCUGGGUUUUUUUCACAUAAUAAAACGCCAAGCUAAGAGACCGCGGUCCCCACAACAUUUAUUAAACUAUUUUUACCAGCAAAGAAUGAACCUUAAUAUAG
Messenger RNA from Hydra vulgaris (swiftwater hydra), 1072 nucleotides. RefSeq lists its product as uncharacterized. The record is from RefSeq and is a predicted model, not a curated record. NCBI's taxonomy places the organism in Eukaryota, Metazoa, Cnidaria, Hydrozoa, Anthoathecata, Hydridae.